AUGUCCCCGCCGGGCUCCCCGCCGCGGCCCCCGCGCCGCCCCGCCGCCGAGACGCGCAAGACCCUCAAGCCCCUGCUGGAGAAGCGCCGCCGCGCCCGCAUCAACGAGAGCCUCAGCCAGCUCAAGGCGCUCAUCCUGCCGCUCGUCGGCAAGGACAGCUCCCGCUACUCCAAGCUGGAGAAGGCGGACAUCCUGGAGAUGACCGUGCAGUUCCUCAAGGAGGUGCCGGCCGCGCCCUCGGCCCCAGAGCCCUCGGAGAGCUUCCGCGCCGGGUACCGCGCCUGCCUGGCCCGCCUGGGCGCCCUGCUGGCCCCCCCGCCGCCGCCCGCCGCCCGCCGCCGCCUCCCGGAGCUGCCGCCUCCCGCCUGCCCCAAGGCCGCCCCGCCGCCGCCCGCUGCCCCGCUCUGGCGGCCCUGGUAG
This is a messenger RNA of Cygnus atratus (black swan), 420 nucleotides long. RefSeq names its product transcription factor HES-2-like. Gene Ontology annotation, molecular function: protein dimerization activity; RNA polymerase II cis-regulatory region sequence-specific DNA binding; DNA-binding transcription factor activity, RNA polymerase II-specific. The record is from RefSeq and is a predicted model, not a curated record. Bases 1 to 420 code for a protein of 139 amino acids. Lineage: Eukaryota; Metazoa; Chordata; Aves; Anseriformes; Anatidae. Gene Ontology annotation, cellular component: nucleus. The transcript has 4 exons. Gene Ontology annotation, biological process: anterior/posterior pattern specification; regulation of neurogenesis; regulation of transcription by RNA polymerase II.